GUCUGGGGCCCCGAGGACGAGGACGAGUCAUAAUGCGCGUCACGACAUCACACGAGUACUUUUUCUAUCCGCACUUUUCAGUUUCUCGCAUUGUACUGUACACACAUACCAUGUCCCCGAGCAUUCCUUCACGUAGAGACAGUCUUCGUCUUUUUUUCCUACAUGCAAUGGAUGUCUUUGGAUAGUCGGAUAUCCGAGGUAUGUGAUUGGUGAUCAUGAGCUCAGACUCGCGCCCAGGCUCUGGCCACACUUCGGAGUAAACAUAACCAAAUGCAGCAAGGCCUGUGCUUUCCGUCGCUCAACGACCCAUACCACGACUACCACAUACUUAUACCCCUUCAUCCGUCUGGCGACUCGUUCUUUCGACAUCUAUAAUCUGCUACGCCUACUACUACUGCUUUACUGGAAACUACAUCUGCCAUGACCUCCUUUGCUGCUCUUAUGGCGCUUAGUGCCACACAAACACGAGAGUCUGAAGCACAAGUCCAGUCCCAGCUCGCAGACCGGAAGCGACGGGAAACACAGAAGCGCAAGGAGCUCGAGGAGAAGGAGCGCAGAGAGCGGGAGAUAGAACAGAAGCUCCGGGCAAAGGCUCUUGAGGAGGCGCAGCGGGCGAAGGAGAGGGAACAGCUGCUCGAGGCCACAAAGCGUGCAAAGGAGGCAGCGCUGAAAAAGAAGGAGGAGGAACAGCGAGACGCACUGCGAUACGGCCCCAAGAAGACCUAUCCAUCGUCGAGCCCGGCUGCGCGCGAGGAGGCCCGCCGCCGGCGCAUGCCCGACUCCGACGACGAGACCGGAGGGUCUGCGCUCACGCGGGAAGAGAAGCGGCAGAUGCGCCUCCAACGGGAGCUCAACUACGGGGCGAGCACCUCGCGGCGCUCGGCAGGCGGGUACAAGCGGACUGGGCGCCGUCUGGCGGGCGGGGCCGUCGACAUCGACGCCACAGCUGCGAAUGGCAGCGGCGGCGGGGGGCAGUACCGAUCGGUGAAGGAGCGGCUCGCACACGAGCCCCCAGGCCUGAUCAAGCUCAACGUCAACAAACGUGACACCCGCACGAUUGACGAGAUCUUGCAGGAUCGGGCCAAGGCGAAGAACAAGACCCUCGCCGGCGACGAGGCCAAGCACUUUGACGACUGGUUCGGCAAGUCCAAGUCCAAGGCUGACUCGACCAUCCCGCCGUCCCCGCCGUCGUCUAUCUUUUCCUCGCGCAGCAACUCUCCCGUCCCCGCUGCCGUUUCGGAGGGCAAGGCUGCAUCCAAUGCUGUCUCACGCUCGAGCAAGUCGCUGUCGGGCACACCCCCUGUGGCCACGCAAGCCUCGGCAGCCUCAUCCAAACCGUCGGUCCCAACCUACGCUUCGAAAGCGGUCACGCCUGCCCUUCCGAGCAAGGGAUCCGGAGUGCAGGUCAAGCCCGUCGGUGGUACUCGGCCAGCUGACAAGUCCAGCGCCAACGGCCUUUCUACUCCCAAGCCUGCCAACGGGAAAGUCACGGCCGUGAAAACCGGUGCAUCCUCGAGCAAAGCUGCCGCUGCCUCUUCGUGGGCCACUCGUGCAGGCGCAGCAGCGUCAAAGCAAGCUGGCCCCUCGUUUUCCAAGCUCGCUUCGUCCGGCGCACCGGUCAAGAAGCGUCCCCGCUCUCCCUCGCUCACUCCCUCGCCCCCGCCUCCGAAGCGACGUUCCGCUCCCCCGGCUGGCGGAAGCUCUAUCAGCGCAGAAAUCUGGAAGAUCUUCGGCAAGGACAGGAACGCAUACCUCGCGCGCGAUGUGUUUAGCGACGACGAGGACAUGGAGGCUGGUGCACACGACCUCGAGAGCGAAGAGUUAUAUAGUGCCAAGGUCGCUCGUCGUGAAGAUGAGCUUGCGCUGGAGGAAGAGAAGCGUCAUGAGGAAGAGAAGCGCAGAAGGAAGAAGGAGAAGGAGAUCAAAGAAAAGAGAGGUGGCAUCUAACGGCCCUGCUGACUUAUGUGUGCAUGAGCACCAGUUCACACGGUAUGUUCUACAUCCCAUGAGUCUUUUUAUUCUGUCUGUUCCAUACUUUCUGCUUGACACGACAUUGUCGUUGAUUUUGUGUGGUGUAUAUAUAUCCAUACCUAGCUUGCUCUGCUUGAUCCUGCGUCGUCUCUUCUCGACUCACACGAAGUCCCUACAAGACCCAUCUGUUGUAC
This is a messenger RNA of Phanerochaete carnosa HHB-10118-sp, 2165 nucleotides long. RefSeq lists its product as uncharacterized. Lineage: Eukaryota; Fungi; Basidiomycota; Agaricomycetes; Polyporales; Phanerochaetaceae. The transcript has 2 exons. Gene Ontology annotation, biological process: nucleosome assembly; regulation of DNA-templated transcription. The record is from RefSeq and is a predicted model, not a curated record. Bases 421 to 1947 code for a protein of 508 amino acids. Gene Ontology annotation, cellular component: nucleolus. Gene Ontology annotation, molecular function: histone binding; DNA binding.